This is a messenger RNA of Purpureocillium lilacinum, 663 nucleotides long. RefSeq lists its product as uncharacterized. The record is from RefSeq and is a predicted model, not a curated record. Lineage: Eukaryota; Fungi; Ascomycota; Sordariomycetes; Hypocreales; Ophiocordycipitaceae.
AUGUCUGCCACAAUGACCGAGAAGACACAAACGCUCGCCGUUGAUGAGCAACCAUCUUUCACACCAACAAAGGUCUUUUUCAUCAACUCAUCAAGUGGAGACUUCUCCGACGAGCUGCACGUCCUCGACCUGACGUCCAAUGUCACACUAUCGCCGUGCUCCAGCACAAGCCCCAUUCCAGACAGCCUCCGCGACGAAGUCGAGCGCGCCGCCACGAAACAGAAAAAUGAUCGCUCCGCCUGGUCUUUUGAGCUCACGCGAGGUACCUUCUCCUCUACCAUGGAAUUCCACGACGCGUCCGCCGGCGGCGCCGUCGCCGCGGAGCUCGACAUGCCCGUCCUCAAGCACUACAGCGUCUGGAAGGUGCGCUUCCCGGAAGGGUCCCCGCACUCGAGCCACGACGUCGAGGUGCGCCCCGUGAGCAUUUGGAAGAAGCAGGAGACGUUCGUCAAGGACUCGGUGCCGUACCUGUGGGACAUGUCCAUGGGCGGAAAGGGCGGCGUUCUGUACAAGACUGUCGAGUUUGAGAAGCGUGUGCCGGUUGCCCAGUUUGUCGCCAAGAACUGGCUCAAGAACUGCUGCGUGCUGGUUCUUGAUGACAGACAGCUGGAUGCUGUGGUUGCACUGUCGACGUGUGUGGCAGUGUUGAACCGGGAUAUUUAG